This is a messenger RNA of Dendroctonus ponderosae (mountain pine beetle), 2785 nucleotides long. Its product is annotated as NF-X1-type zinc finger protein NFXL1. The record is from RefSeq and is a predicted model, not a curated record. The transcript is spliced from 12 exons. The coding region runs from base 92 to 2659 and encodes 855 amino acids. Gene Ontology annotation, molecular function: RNA polymerase II transcription regulatory region sequence-specific DNA binding; DNA-binding transcription factor activity, RNA polymerase II-specific; zinc ion binding. Lineage: Eukaryota; Metazoa; Arthropoda; Insecta; Coleoptera; Curculionidae. Gene Ontology annotation, biological process: regulation of DNA-templated transcription. Gene Ontology annotation, cellular component: nucleus.
UUAUGACUUGUGAUUUGACAUUUAAGUUACCCGUGUUUUGUGUUGGGAAUGAUUUUGAAACAGCUGAAAGUAAAGUGUUUGAUACGACAUAAUGAGUUCGGGUAAUAGACCGAAAACAAAUCCAUGGGCCAAAACAAAUGCUCCAAAAGGUAAAAAGCCUCAAAAAAAGGGAAAUAAUCUCGGGCCACCUUUGAGCACCAGUGGGGAGGUGAAAUUCAAGGAAGCACAGGCCAUUCUGCACAACUCUGUCCAGAAACAUGUAAACGAUUACGAGUCUUCAUCAGAUGAAGAUGAUUUGGACUCAGUUCAGCUGUUGGGUACUGUACUUAAACAAUAUAAUGACACUGGUGGAACGACGGAUCAAACGAUUAAAACGCAAAACUUUAUUCAGGAAUCGUUUCUUUCAGGAGCAAAUACUUGUUUAAUUUGCAUUUCAAGAGUUAAAAGAGAUGAUAAGAUUUGGAGCUGCGUAAGUUGUUUUGGUGCUUUUCAUUUGGAUUGUAUUCAACGAUGGUCCAAAGACACGGUAAUGCAACAGAAACAAAGAAUUGAAGAUCAAACUGUAUCAGAAAAAAGGCUGUGCUGGUGUUGUCCUAAAUGCCGAUCUGAUUAUAUGCCCGAUCAAUAUCCAACUAAAUAUGUUUGUUUCUGUGGAAAAACAGAGAACCCCAUCUAUCAACCAUUUUUAGUGCCUCAUUCUUGCGGAGAAAUUUGCAGGAAGAAUUUGCUCCCACUUUGUGGACACAAGUGCUUACUACUAUGUCAUCCAGGGCCAUGUCCACCUUGUCCAGUAACAGUAAAUGUAACCUGCUAUUGUGGUUCGCAACAGCCUUCAACUAGAAGAUGUUGCAGUAAAGGAUGGUCUUGUGGUAACCGUUGUGGUAAAUUGUUAUCCUGUGACAAACAUUCAUGUGCCGAUGCGUGUCAUUCCGGCGAUUGUAAACCUUGUGCGAAGAAGAGCAUCCAGAAAUGCAUGUGCAGCUCUCAACAGAAGCUGAGAGAUUGUGCGUUUCCAAUUUGGCAAUGUGAAAAGGUUUGUGGCAAACCUUUGGAUUGCGGGAAUCACAAAUGUGACGAAUCUUGUCAUGCGGGAGUCUGUAAUUCUUGUGUCUUAACUAAACCGCGCACUUGUCCCUGUGGAAAGUCCACAUAUAAUUUAGCGUGCACAGAAGACACGCCAACAUGUGGUUCCACAUGCGAUAAACUUUUGGAAUGUGGCAUGCAUACAUGCAACUAUCGAUGUCACAAGGAUAAAUGUGGUCUAUGUUUAGAAACUAUAACAAAGUGGUGUAGAUGUGGGCAACAUUCCAAGGAAAUACAAUGCAGCAAGCAGUAUUUCUGUGAAACUAAAUGCAAGAGAAUCAGGGAUUGUAAUAAACACCCAUGCAAUCGAAAAUGUUGUGACGGAAACUGCCCGCCUUGUGAAAAACCGUGUGGAAAUACUCUUCAAUGUGGCAACCAUAAGUGUUCUUCGGUAUGUCACAGUGGCCUGUGCUAUCCAUGCCAGAAAACCAAGGAAAUUUCCUGCCGAUGUGGAUCUACGAAAAUUACCGUGCCUUGUGGUCGAAAGCAAAAAGUUAAACCACCUAGAUGCUCCAAGUUAUGUGUGACGCCUCCAGAGUGUCAUCACGAAAAACGCGACAAUCACAAAUGCCACUUUGGUGAUUGUCCUCCUUGCAGGCAAAUUUGCAACAAGCGAAGACCAAAUUGCGUUCAUCCAUGUUCAGCCACUUGCCAUGCCGCUGUAAUUGUUAAAAUUGAGGCUCAACAGGGGAGCAUGCCAUGGGAGCAAAGUGCGCCGCAGUUACAGAAACAAAAUCAACCUUGUCCAGUUUGCAAAGUGCCUGUAAAGACUACGUGUUUAGGAAAACACGAAACCGUCGAUUGGCCGUGUCAUUUGGCAAAACCUGCCAGCUGUGGACGGCCUUGUGGGCGCUUGUUGAAGUGCACCAACCAUUCAUGUUCUUUGCAAUGUCAUUUGGUCGAAAAUUCAAAUAGUGAGGUCGAGGCCGGGAUCAAUUGCGAAAUUUGCGAACUGGCCUGCUCUAAACCACGACCGGAAGGAUGCACUCACGUUUGUCCGAAACCGUGCCAUCCAGAUCGCUGUCCACCCUGCAAGCAAAUGUUGAGAAUUAAAUGCCACUGUGGUCUUACUCAGCCCUAUGUCCAAUGCAAUAGCUGGCUGAAUGUGGAGAAACGUGAAGAACUACAGAGUUGUGGAAAUCAGUGCCCAAAAAAUUAUGUUUGUGGUCAUCGCUGCAAAACCAAUUGCCACUCAGGAGACUGUCCAAAUUCCGAUUUGUGUAAGAAAAAGAUCAAAGUUUUCUGCAAAUGUAAGCGCCUUAAAAAAGAAUUUCAAUGCGAAACAGUCCGCCAAGGGCUGGCUGUAGUCGAAUGCGAUGAGAUUUGUCUUCAAAAGCAAGCAGAAGAAAAAGAAAAACUUGAGGCUGAUGAAGCAAUUAAACGGAGGGAAGAAGAAAUAAGAAACCAAAGAGAAUUGGAGUUGUAUCAGAAGAAGUUUUCCGGGAAAAAGAAAAAUAAAGAUCGACGAGUUCAUGAAGAGGAAGAAAAUGGCAGUUUUCUUAAGAAGUACUGGUUGUUAGUUCUAACCGUUUUCAUAGUUAUUGCGUCAAUUGUACUUUAUCAAGUUCUAGACUAAUUUUUUUUAAAUUUAUGUGGGUGUUUAUGAAUCGAUUCUUCAUGUUUUUAUCAAUGUUAUUAUAAGUGCGAAGUUUGCUGUGAGUUUCUUAAGAUUAGUUGGAUUAAUAUACAUUGUUUCUUUGUC